Messenger RNA from Prorocentrum cordatum, 332 nucleotides. The record is from the annotation of a GenBank genome assembly. Lineage: Eukaryota; Dinophyceae; Prorocentrales; Prorocentraceae.
GUCAAAAUCACUUUCUCGGACUCCGGGGGCAUGUGGAACUUGUUGAAAAAGAUGAAGUGUAAAGAGAUCUCAUCUGCGCUCGCUGCUACCGACCGCCUGGAGGUCAGUACCACGCCCGGGCACCGCUUGCUCUGGCAUGGUAUCGACAAGUACGGGAACGCCCGACCAGUGAAGCUGCUCGAUCAGAACUGGGGGUCGCACGUGCUCGACGUCUGCUGGCUGGCCCAUGCCAGCUUGAUGGACCACGGCCUCGAGAUCGAUUUGCCGGCGAAGCUGGACGAGAUCAGCGCGCCCUCCAUCGAUCGAAAUGAUCCCGGGUACGGUGGCGAAGC